AUGUACGGGGACGGCGACGAUGGGAAUUACGGAGGCCAAGACUCACCACAAAAGAGUUCGUGGACCGAAGAGACAGUGGCAGGCGCAGCUGGUUUGGCAGCAAUAAAAAUGUACGAAGAUCAUGUUCGGAACAGUGGCGAACAAGUGUCUCAUUCGAAGAUGAAGGAGUUGCUGGCUGGCCUCGCGGCGGCAGAGGUCGACAAACUGUUUCAGAAAAAUGGCCUCGACUUUCUCGAUCGGGAAAAGGCAAAGAAGCGAGCUGUACACCAAGCUCACCAUCUUGCUGAACAGAAGUACGGGCCUGGGAGUACGUUCAGCAAUGGUGGUGGCGGUGAUGACUAUGGACAAGGUCAAGGACAAUUUGGUGGUGGCGGCUUCGGGCAAGGCCAAGAUCAAUAUGGCGGGCAAGGCCAAGGGCAAUAUGGUGGUGGUGGCUUCGGGCAAGGUCAAGGUCAAUUUGGCGAUGAUGGCUAUGAUCAGCAGAAUUUUGGCGGCGGUGGUUUUGGCCAGGGAGGUGAUAAUGAAGGUCGCCGCGGGGAGCAUCACCAUGGGCAUCAUCAUCAUCGGGAAGAAGAUAAUUAA
Rotaria socialis is the source of this 582-nucleotide messenger RNA. NCBI's taxonomy places the organism in Eukaryota, Metazoa, Rotifera, Eurotatoria, Philodinida, Philodinidae. The record is from the annotation of a GenBank genome assembly.